Molecule: messenger RNA, 828 nt
Organism: Ziziphus jujuba (common jujube)
Lineage: Eukaryota; Viridiplantae; Streptophyta; Magnoliopsida; Rosales; Rhamnaceae
Product: histidine-containing phosphotransfer protein 5
Exons: 7
Coding region: 67-516 (149 amino acids)
Biological process (GO): cytokinin-activated signaling pathway; phosphorelay signal transduction system; phosphorylation
Cellular component (GO): cytoplasm; nucleus
Molecular function (GO): protein histidine kinase binding; histidine phosphotransfer kinase activity
Source: RefSeq, a predicted model, not a curated record
GCAAAUACUUUGUAUUCCCAUCGCAAAAUCUCUCUCACAUUUUCUGGGGCUUUCUUUCUGUGAUCAAUGGCUGAUAAGGAGGCUUUGAACCGGCAGCUUCUUCAAACUAUCCAUUCCUUCGAACAGGAAGGCUUGUUGAACAAAUUUUUCAUCACGGCUCGUUCACUGAAGGAUGUGAAUGGUCCUUACUCUUUUGUGGAGCUCAUUUCCACCUUCCGUACUGAGACCCAAUCUACCUUAAGAACUUUGACUCAAGAAAUGGACCGACCUGUUGUGAAUUAUGAUGAGAUGGAAGAAAGUUGUAUCAAAAUUAAAGGGAGUUCGUCAUGCAUUGGCAUACAUCGCAUGGCGCUUGCAUGUUGUGAUCUUCAGCGAGCUAUCUAUGACCAAUCCAAAGAAGCGUGCUUCUUGGCAUUGAACCGAGUAAAACAUGAAUUCUUCAUUCUGCAAGAUAAAUUUGAUACAAUUUGUCAGCUGGAGAGGAGAAUCAUCACUCUCGAACUGGAAGGACUGUGAUACAUUAAGAGCAGCUUGCUAUGGAAUAGUGCAAUAAAUGCAUCCUGUUUUACCACCUUCUUUCUUCUGGGACUCGGCAAGUAAGGAUGAGGCAGGUCCGGAUGUUAUUUUGGACUUUUCUUCUGGUUGAUGAAGUUCUCAUUUUUUGGACACAUAUUAAAUCAGGUUCGAGAAGGAUUCUUUAGCCACAUGCCUGAUCGGUUAAACACUAGAGAUCAUUGUUAUCUGGGUUGUUUCCAAAAGGACAUUGAUGAAGUUUGUAUUUUAUAUAUAUAAAUAUAUAUAUAUAUUUGAAAAAAUGACUUCAACUCG